Cajanus cajan (pigeon pea) is the source of this 1744-nucleotide messenger RNA. The record is from RefSeq and is a predicted model, not a curated record. NCBI's taxonomy places the organism in Eukaryota, Viridiplantae, Streptophyta, Magnoliopsida, Fabales, Fabaceae.
UUCAGCAACUUAGACAACCCAUUAAUGGUUCCUCUUCCUUCUUAUCUUCAUGUAGAGCCGUUUACAACAAACAUUUACAAUAACAAAACAAAAACAAAAUAAAAAUAAAGUGUUCUGUCAAAAUAUUAAAGUAAAAUAAAAAUGCUUCUUAACCAUAUCGGCGCCGGAUGCUGUUGGGUCGGCCCUCCACGACCCGACCCGAAUCACAAAACCCGAAUGGUCCCCGCUAGUUUUCGCCGCCGGCGGGUGUUGCCGCCGUGUCCGGCGAGGACUGCGGCGUUGAAAGGCGUACGAAUGGAGAAGAGAGGCGAGAAGCGGCGAUCGAUAUGCACCGCCGACGAGCUUCACCGCGUCUCAGUUUCGAACUCCGAUUGGAAGCUCGCUCUUUGGCGCUACCUUCCUUCUCCUGAGGCCCCAGUGAGGAAUCACCCGCUUUUGUUGUUGUCAGGAGUUGCCACCAAUGCAAUUGGCUAUGAUCUCUCUCCUGAGUCUUCAUUUGCUCGGUACAUGUCAGCGCAAGGUUUUGAUACAUGGACUCUCGAGGUUCGAGGUGCUGGGUUGAGCACACUUGGAGAUAGGGUGGAGGAAGAUGAGUGCCUCAAGAAUUUUUCUGAGAUUGAUUCUGCUAUUAAUAAUGACAUUGGUGAAAGCAGCGCUGCUUUUGCAUCAGAAGUUCGUCAAAAGAAAAGGGGAGGAUCAGAGGCUAUAACUAAAUCUGAGGAAAUGCGGUUCACAGUGAGGUUCAAGGAGAUUUUUAAAAGUAUGUCUGAAAGGCUUGCAGGCUUUCUCAAUAGAGACUCUUUGGAUGAAGGAAAGGACUCUGCAUUUGUUAGUCAAAUCAAGGAUCUUAAUCGGAGACUUCGAGCUAUUAUUGAAGGUCAACAGUCAUUCCCAGCACAGCUUUCAGAAUUGCAAGAUCGUUUUGCUGCCACUCUAGAAGAGUUUCAGAAACAGUAUGAGCUGAUUGUCAAGUGCGAUUGGGACUUUGACCAUUAUCUGGAAGAGGAUAUACCUGCUGCGAUGGAGUACAUAAAGGCUCAGUGCCAACCAAGGGAUGGAAAAUUGCUGGCGAUUGGUCACUCAAUGGGGGGUAUCUUGUUGUAUGCAAAGCUUUCACGUUGUUGUUUUGAUGGAAAGGAUUCUGGGUUGGCAUCUAUUGUUACUUUGGCGUCAUCACUGGACUAUACCCCUUCAAGAUCAUCUCUCAAGUUGCUUUUACCCCUGGUAGAACCUACUCAGGCUUUGAACAUUCCUGUUAUUCCAGUUGGGCCAUUGAUGGCUACUGCUUACCCUCUUGCAAGCUAUCCUCCAUAUGUAUUAUCUUGGUUAAAUUCUCAGAUUUCAGCUCAAGAUAUGAUGGAUCAAAAGCUAUUUGAGAAGCUUGUUUUGAACAACUUUGGUACCGUGCCUUCUAAGCUUCUCUUGCAGUUAAGAACAGUUUUCCAAGAAGGUGGUUUACGUGACAGGAGCGGAACAUUCUUCUACAAGGAUCAUAUCUACAAAAGUAAGGUUCCUGUUUUAGCGGUUGCUGGUGACCAAGACUUAAUCUGCCCUCCUGAAGCUGUAUAUGCAGAAACGGUAAAGCUUAUUCCUGAAGAAUUGGUUACAUACAAAGUCUUUGGAGAGCCUGAUGGUCCACACUAUGCCCACUAUGACUUAGUGGGUGGUCGUCUGGCAGCAGAUCAACUGUAUCCAUGUAUAACUGAAUUUCUCAUUUAUCAUGACAUGGAUUAGUCCAUUGAUA